CUGCAUAUGGCUUGAAUGACUGUAUUUUCCCGUCAGUAAUAAUCUGAGAUAUGUUAGUCAGUGGUUGCAUUGGUUUGAGUAAACAGACUCGGACCCACUGAAAAUCAGCACCUGCUCCAUCACUCUUUUCUAGUCCUUUGAAUAUCUCUGUUUGUUUACAUUGCUCAUUUGCAUAGACUGGGCUGAAGCUGUAUCCUGAUUGGCUGCUGAGCGGAGCUUUGAGUGACAGCAGGCAAAUACAAUCAAAUGAAGCAUCUGUUCAAUCGCAGCAAAGAUAUGGACAAAAAAGGGCAUAUUUUAGUUUCUUCUCUGCUAUAGGACCAGAGAACCCCGGACCUGUGCACUCUAUCUGGACUAAACACACCCGUUUUAAUCUAUCUGAGGAGAGCCUUCUUCAAACAUCACCGUUUGGACUUCAAGUGUUGAAAGAUGCAGCAAACGUUCCGAGCCGUCACACACUCCCCAGGAACACUCAUCUGGAGGAUCGAGAAAAUGGAUCUUGUUUUGGUCCCGGAAAAGUUCCACGGCCAGUUCUAUGACGGAGACUGUUAUCUGCUGCUCUCGACCCGUAAAACUGGCGGAUCCGUGUUCUACGACAUCCACUUCUGGCUGGGCUCGAUGUGUUCGGUGGACGAACAGGGAUCCGCCGCGGUCUACGCCGUUCAGCUCGACGAGUUCCUCGGCUCUUCUCCGGUCCAACACCGGGAGGUUCAGGCCCACGAGUCCAGCAUCUUCUGCGGAUACUUCAAACAGGGCAUCAUUUAUAAGUCAGGAGGAGUGUCAUCAGGAAUGAGCCAUGUGGAGACGAACACGUACGACAUUCAGAGGCUUCUGCACGUGAAGGGGAGGAGAAAGGUGACCGGCACUGAGGUGGAAAUGAGCUGGAAGAGCUUUGACACUGGGAGCGUGUUUCUGUUGGAUCUGGGAAAGACCAUUAUCCAGUGGAACGGCCCGGAGAGCAACACACAAGAGCGUCUGAAGGGCAUGAUGUUGGCGAAGGACAUCCGGGACCGUGAGCGGGGCGGUCGGGCAGAGAUCGGCGUGAUCGAAGGAGACGCCGAGGCCAGAUCUGCUCUGCUGAUGGAGGUUAUGGUGGACAUCAUGGGUGAAAGGCCCUCAGAGCUGCCCCGCGGGACGCCCGACGAGAUCUCGGACCGGGAGCAGAUGAACAAGCUCACGCUCUAUCAUGUGUCCGAUGCGAACGGAUCGAUGAAGAUCACUGAGAUCGCAACCAGUCCACUCACACAAGACUUGCUGAAUCACGAUGACUGUUAUAUUUUGGAUCAGGGGGGAAUGUCAAUAUUUGUGUGGAAGGGAAAGAGGGCCAACAAGGCGGAGAGACAAGCAGCAAUGACUCGAGCUCUGGAGUUCAUUAAACUGAAGGGAUAUCCUCUCAGCACUAAAGUGGAGUCUCUCAGUGACGGAGGGGAGUCGGCUCUGUUUAAACAGCUCUUCACGAGCUGGAGGGUCCGAGAGCAGACGACGGGUCUGGGCCGAACACACACCGUGGGGAGAAUCGCUGAUGUCCCUCAAGAGAAGUUUGAUGCCAGUCGGAUGCAUGUGAUGCCCGAUGUUGCAGCGCAAGAGCGUAUGGUGGAUGAUGGCAGCGGACAGAAGCAGGUGUGGCGCAUUGAGGAUUUGGAGAUGGUGGAGGUGGAUCCUGAAAUGCAUGGAUACUUCUAUGGAGGAGAUUGCUAUCUGAUUCUGUACAGCUAUGAUGUUAAUGGCAGGAGAAGCCACAUCCUUUACAUGUGGAAGGGCCGGCAUGCGUCCCAGGAUGAAGUGACGGCCUGUGCGUAUCAGUCCGUGACCCUGGACCAACAGUACGGUGGCCAGCCGGUUCAAGUCAGAGUCUGCAUGGGGAAGGAACCGCGACACUUCAUGGCCAUUUUCAAGGGCAAAAUGGUGAUCUUUGAGGGAGGGACGUCCCGAAAGAGUGGCCAAGAGCCGGAACCCCCUGUGCGCCUGUUUCAGAUCUGUGGCUCUCGCCCAAGCAAUUCAAAAGCAAUAGAGGUUCCAGCUCUGUCAGGCUCUCUCAACUCCAAUGAUGUCUUCCUUUUAAAAAGCCAGAAUGGCGUCUACCUGUGGUAUGGCAAAGGCUCCAGUGGUGAUGAAAGAGCCAUGGCUAAAGAGGUGAGCUCCUUCAUUCAGCGAGGCUUGUCUGAGCAAAUCAUGGCUGAGGGACAGGAACCAAAUGAGUUCUGGGAAAUCUUAGGUGGAAAAGGACCAUAUGCAAGCGACAGAAGAUUACAGAUGGUUACUUUCGAUCAUCAACCACGCCUCUUCGAAUGCUCCAAUAAGACGGGCCAGUAUAUUGCGACUGAGGUGACCCAGUUCGCACAGGAUGAUCUGAGAGAGGAUGACGUAAUGCUUUUGGACACAUGGGAUCAGGUAUUUCUAUGGAUUGGAAAUGAAGCAAAUGAUGUGGAGCGUCGGGAAUCUGUGACAACAUGCCAGGAAUACCUGCGGACUCACCCUGGAUCCCGAGACCCCGACACUCCUGUAAUGAUCGUGAAGCAGGGCUUCGAGCCUCCUACCUUUACUGGGUGGUUCACUGCCUGGGACCCUACCAAAUGGAGUGGUGGCAAAACCUAUGAGCAACUGAAGGAGGAGUUAGGAGAGAUUACAUUGCCAACUAAAGUUGUUUCUGAAUCCUCUGUUGAAGAGAAUAAAAGCAUCACACAUUAUCCACUGGAAAUGCUGAUGAACAAACUGGCUGGGGAACUGCCUGAGAAUGUGGACCCCGCACACAGAGAGAAGCACCUGUCGGACGAGGACUUCCAGGCCGUGUUCGGGAUGCCGAGGGCCGAGUUCGAGCGCUGCCCUCAGUGGAAGCAGAAGGGCCUGAAGAAGGGCAAGGGACUGUUUUGA
Messenger RNA from Rhinichthys klamathensis goyatoka, 2871 nucleotides. It is a transcript of the gene avil, whose product is annotated as advillin. Lineage: Eukaryota; Metazoa; Chordata; Actinopteri; Cypriniformes; Leuciscidae. Gene Ontology annotation, biological process: barbed-end actin filament capping; cytoskeleton organization; actin filament severing. The record is from RefSeq and is a predicted model, not a curated record. Gene Ontology annotation, cellular component: actin cytoskeleton; cytoplasm. The transcript is spliced from 20 exons. Gene Ontology annotation, molecular function: actin filament binding; phosphatidylinositol-4,5-bisphosphate binding. The coding region runs from base 430 to 2871 and encodes 813 amino acids.